This is a messenger RNA of Monodelphis domestica (gray short-tailed opossum), 1815 nucleotides long. Lineage: Eukaryota; Metazoa; Chordata; Mammalia; Didelphimorphia; Didelphidae. The record is from RefSeq and is a predicted model, not a curated record.
AUGUUAGCUCAUCCUCUGUUGGUUGAUGAUGAUGAUGAUGAUGAUGAUGAUGAUGAUUCCUGCUGUAGGGCACAAGCCAAUGGUCAAGCUGCUGAUGGGGAAAAGGCAACACAAGUCACUGGAGUGCAUCAGAGGAAAGAGUUCUGCCACUGGCCAUGCCAGUGCCCUCGGCAGAAGCCCAGGUGCUCACUUGGCGUGAGUCUGGUAAAGGAUGGCUGUGGGUGCUGUAAAAUCUGUGCCAAGCAGCCUGGGGACACCUGCAAUGAGGCAGAGGUCUGCGACCCCCACAAAGGCCUGUAUUGUGACUACUCUGCCGACAAGCCUAGGUAUGAGACAGGAGUGUGUGCAUAUCUCGUAGCUGUAGGAUGUGAACUCAACAGGGUGCAUUAUCACAAUGGCCAAGUUUUUCAGCCUAAUCCCUUGUACAAAUGUCUAUGUGUGAGUGGUGCCAUUGGGUGUACACCCUUAUUCAUACCAAAGCAGCUAGACAGUCAGUGCUCUGGCCCCAAAGGUGGAAACAAGUCUGACCGAUCCCUCUGUAACUUGAAACUGCUGCAGCAACAGAUAUCAGCAAGCUACCAAGCAAUGCCAGUUUAUAAGAAUCUCCCACUUUUCUGGAAGAGGAAGUGCCUUGUGCAGGCCACAACAUGGACACCCUGUUCUAGAACAUGUGGUCUAGGAAUAUCUAACAGGGUGACCAAUGAAAAUAGUCACUGUGAAAUGAGGAAAGAGAAAAGACUAUGUUAUAUUCAGCCUUGUGACCGAAACUUAUUAAAAGCUGUGAAGAUACCCAAAGGAAAAAAGUGCCAGCCUACCUUUCAACUUUCUAAAGGAGAGAAACUUUCCUUUUCUGGAUGCUUGAGCACUCAAAGCUACAAACCAAUUUUCUGUGGAAAAUGCCUGGAUAAGAGAUGCUGCAUUCCCAAUAAGUCUAAGAUGAUUAAUGUACAAUUUGACUGCCCAAAUGAAGGGUCAUUUACGUGGAAGAUGAUGUGGAUCACCUCUUGUGUAUGUCAGAAGACUUGCAGAGAUCCAGGAGAUAUCUUUUCUGAGCUAAAGAUUCUAUAAAGAGCUUUAAUUAGGAAUCAUAAUAAAUAAUAAAUGUGUUAGUCUAAAUGUAAUCUUUAUUACACCAAAUAAUUCUUCCAGUACUUUGGUUUAAAAAGUGGGAAAAAAAUCACAUUAAUGAUAAAAUAAUAAGGAUAGAUAUGUCUAGCCAUAUCUAAUUGUGUACAAUUUAAAUUUUUGGAAGUUCUUUUAAAUGAUGUGGAACUGACUUUAGAAGCAUAACAUUUAAGUCUUUGGUCCUAAAAUCUGUACCAUAAUUACAUAUCAGAGCAAGAUCUGAUCCUACAUUUGAUAAUUCUAUAAAUGUAAAAUGCAGCAUGUUAUUUGUUUAGUACUGGAACAUUUAAUGCCUUCUAGAAAAGCAACUAAGUAUACUAUUUAAAAAAAUAAGUUAAAAAAGUUUAAGAAUGACUCAUCCUCCAGUACUAUGUCACAAUCCAUUAACUGAGGGAUUGUAAUGUACUAUUUUUUGAAAAUAUAUUUGUACUCUUUUAAGUCUUGUGAAGAAAUAAGGCUAAAGAAUAUUUAAAAAAUAAUUUUUUUUUCAUAUUUCUCAUUCUCCAAGUCAUUCUUUGGAUAGUAUCCAUUACAAUAUUCUUAAUUCACAAAUUUCCUCUUCCAUAUCUCAUUAAAGGCUGUAUCUGACUCAAAAUUUUUUUGACAUAAGUGAGAUAGAAAAAAUCCAAUGAUUUAUUUCAAUUAUUGAUAUCCUAACUAUAUGAAUAAAACCAGAAAUCAAUCCUGUGC